AUGCUGAAGAAAGCGAAGAAAUCUCGGCGUAAUACAGCAUUUUCAUCAAUGAAUUUGACUGUUCGAGCGGUACAUAGCGAAGGUUCGCCAUCACCUGUUGAGAUUCAUCCAUAUUCAUCAAGAGAUAACGAUGUUGGUUCAUUAUCGCAUGGUAGAAGUACACCUGAUGGAUUAUUGUUCACUACCCCAACUUCAGUUAACAUAAAUGGUGAUGAUGAUGAUGAGGAAGAAGGCGAUGAUUUCCUAUGA
Molecule: messenger RNA, 249 nt
Organism: Thelazia callipaeda (thelaziosis nematode)
Lineage: Eukaryota; Metazoa; Nematoda; Chromadorea; Rhabditida; Thelaziidae
Source: the annotation of a GenBank genome assembly